AUGUUCGCGGUUGGUUCGCCGCCUCCAAACGAUGCUGGCGAGCGUCCAAGGCCGCGAAUAGGAGAUGGUGGCCUUGCAGUGGCUGACAACUUCGGCUCCAUUUUGGCAUUCAUAGCAUCCUGUUAUGGACUCAAAUAUGAUCGAGCAAGAGUUCGACACAUCAUGUCUUCUGACUCUACGACGCUAUUUAUCAAUAGGUCUUCGGAUAACCAUGCCCCUGCAUUGGCGGAGAACUCUCUAUCUUCUCCGUUGAUUUCACCUUUCAUUGCUGCAUCGCUAGGUGUCGAUACCGUUUCGGUCGUCGAACUGCUUAUCCAGCUUGUCCACCAAGACCUGGAAUGCGUCUCUGCUCUCCCUGAUGAGCUCAAUUCCUCCGCUGAUCAGAUGAAGAUUCUGCUUUUCGCGGCCACCUGCAUUGCAGCGGUCAAAGCCGAAGUACCAGAUUGUAAUUGUAGCACGUGGGAGCCGGAGGUUUCCUGGUGCAAAGUUAAUAUAAAUAAAACUGGAAUCAUCGCAGAGGUGGAUUUCGAAUCAAUCAAGAUAAUCAACGAAAAGCAUGUUAAAGGCAAAGACCCAUACAUCGAAGUCCAAACACGUGUUCAUAGAGAUAUCAUGGGCAAGUUAGCCUUCAAUCCCACAAACAAGUCGCCAACAACUCUUCAGGUGCAUUUUCCACCGCAAUGUCCAAAACCGGAUUUAUCGAUUUAUACCAAACCUCGAGCCGGCUUUUCGGUUGCAGUCGCACAAAUAAAGUUGGCAAACAAUUUUUCGGAAAUCGGCAAAGACAGCGCAGGCGUUUACGCAAACGUAACAGCAAGGAUUACAGCAGUUUACAAAUUGGGCCAGGAAAUUCGAAACAUUACGGAAGAGGAGUUUUUGAAGCAAUAUUUCCUUGUUCAGCUGCGUUUCCGCAAGGAUUGUUACCCGCAUUUUCCAACUAUUUAUGGCGUACUAAAUAUUGCGAAAUUACGUAUUACGGUUGCGCGCUGCGAAUACUACGCGUUCAAGAAUAGCGACAACCACACAUUGAUGACUUGGAAAAAUGACAGGAAAGAUAAGAAGAUCAUCAACUGCACUAAAAUCAUGAAAGAAAGAAAGGAGAAGAUAGAAGAAGAAGAAAGGAUACGACUUGAGAGAAGACCUUUUACUACUGUGAACAACACAGUGUGGAUGAAGAAAGCAUGUAAUUGUUGUGGAGAGGAUGAAGAAGCACUGAAAAGGUGGCUUUGUGGAGCUGAUCUUGUGCUCAGAGUCGAACUUCAAGAUCCGCUUCUUUUUUCAAAGUUCGUUCGAGACCAGUCAGGAAACGUAUACGAAAAAUCUACAGUAAUGGUGAAGGAGAUUAUCAAAGUGAAUUUAUCUGAAAUCCCACAAAAAUUUGAUGGCGUGUAG
Messenger RNA from Cylicocyclus nassatus, 1392 nucleotides. NCBI's taxonomy places the organism in Eukaryota, Metazoa, Nematoda, Chromadorea, Rhabditida, Strongylidae. The record is from the annotation of a GenBank genome assembly.